Aphanomyces invadans is the source of this 1262-nucleotide messenger RNA. RefSeq lists its product as hypothetical. Bases 31 to 462 code for a protein of 143 amino acids. The transcript has a single exon. The record is from RefSeq and is a predicted model, not a curated record. Lineage: Eukaryota; Oomycota; Saprolegniomycetes; Saprolegniales; Verrucalvaceae.
CGAGGCAGCGAAACAACAUAGUGCAAUGUUAUGCUGUGUAGAUUACGCUCAAGUACAUGCCUGUGCCUUGGGCUAGGAGGUCACUUGCCUAUCAAACGGGUCAACUUGCCAAAUGCUUUUUGCGCUGCUGGAGGUGGGGUGGGGGUGGUCGCAGAUGAUGGCAAUGGCCCGACCGGCGCCACCGCCUCGGGAACACCAACUGGUUGCACCAUCUCUCGUGAGUUGAUUCGAGAUGACUUGGCAACAUCUUGCUGCGUGAACGCCGCCAUGGAUUGUGCCUUUGAAAACUCCGUCGACUUCUUGGACGCGGAGGCCGUGCGGGCGUGCUGGAACUCGCCUUCUUCGUCAUCGGGCGGUGGAGACGCCGUUGGCACGGGUUGUUGCGACUUGAAAUCCAAUCGAACGGACGGCAGCAAGUGUGUGGAGCGACGACGUAUGUUCCAAAGCAAACUCGCGAGCUGAAACACGACAAUGACCUGGAGCGCUUCGUCGCACGAGUUGUCAAAAAGCAAGCAGCGAAUUUCAAAGCACGUUUUCGCGACCGUGACCAAGUGUUCGGGCUGCUCGGCUGCAUGCAACGCUUGGGUGAAGAGCGCAGCCGAGGCGUCAAGCUGCGACGCGUCGUACAAUGCAGCGUCGUCGGUCGGCGAGAUCAAGUACUUUGCCUUGUACUCCGCGACCGAAACCAAAAUAUCGGACGCCGCGACGAAGAUGAGCACGAGAAGCGCCAAAAAAGAUGGCCCGGUGCGGUCGUCGUGAACAGUCACGUGCACGUUGUCGACGACCGACGCCUGCAUCCGUGUGCGAGCUGUCGCGUCGCACAGGUCAACGUACGAGAUGGCUCCAUUGCAAAUCUGGCCUUGGUAUGCCGCGCACGUGGCGUCGCACGCUGCAAGAAGUGACGACGGCCACAGCGUCGCGUAGUACGUCAGGUUGCUCGCAAGGGACGAGCACACGUUCUGGCAGAGCGCCGCGGGCGGGUCAUCGCAAUGCGUACGGCGCAUUGCCGACUGCUCGUAAAACGUGCGGCACCGCGCGACAAAUGCUUGAUCUUGCGGCGACAAUGGAGGCGCGGGGUCGGCGCCCCCCAGGACAAACGAAUUCGACGCUGGUCGGGCCACGAGGCCGCGAAUGAUGAGGUACACGAUAGCAAACACGGUAAGGCCAUUGCGAAUGGCUUUGACCGUGACGAUCGGUCGCCAACCUGUCGCCGCUGAGCUCGACAUCGUGCCGUUGCUGCGGUAGAUUGUGGUUUGUGGGGG